AUGUCGAACAACCCAGCUUUCCCAGAGCAUGUCGGCACAGUCGACUUCGUCGUUAGCGGGAAGACAUACAAGACUUGGUACAAGGUUAUUGGCGAUCUCAAGUCUGGAAAGAUACCUCUUGUCACUCUCCACGGAGGCCCGGGCCUGAACCAUCGUUACAUGCUCCUGCACAAACAUCUGUGGACGCGCGAAAAGAUUCCCGUUGUCUGCUAUGAUCAGAUCGGUAAUGGCCAAUCGAGCCACAUUCUCGACGCACCGGCAGAAUUUUGGACACCUGAGCUGUUCAUGGACGAGCUCGAGAAUCUCCUUGACCACCUCGGAAUCCGGGAUAAUUUCGAUCUAGUUGGUCAAUCUUGGGGUGGAAUGCUCGCAGGCCAUUUCGCGGCUGCCCGACAACCCUCUGGUCUCCGAAGGCUCAUCGCGGCGAACUCUCCGGCGUCCAUCCCGCUCUACGUCCAAGGAACAAAUGCCCUGCUCGAAAAGUUCCCUCCCGAGUUCGUUGCUAAGCUCCGUAAACACGAAGCCGACGGAACCACUGAUUCAAAAGAGUACAACGAGCUCUCCAUGACCUUCCUGAAAAAGCACGUCUGCACACUGGACCCUUGGCCAGAGGACGUGAUGGCAUCCUUUGUGAUGAUCGCUGCCAAUCCAACCGUCUACCACACGAUGCUGGGGCCGUCCGAGUUUAAUGUCGUAGGGACAUUGAAGGACUGGGAUAUCAUUGACAUCCUACACAGGAUCCAAGCCCCAACUUUGAUCGUCGGCGCACCAAACGACGAGGUCCAGGAACCUGCCUUGCUUCCCUGGUUCUUGCAUGUUCCCAAGAUAAAGUGGGUUGAGCUGGCGAACAGCACGCACUUGGGGAUGUACGAAGAGGAGGACAGAUACCUGCACAUUGUUCAGAAUUUCUUGACAGGCUAA
Messenger RNA from Cyclocybe aegerita, 921 nucleotides. NCBI's taxonomy places the organism in Eukaryota, Fungi, Basidiomycota, Agaricomycetes, Agaricales, Hemipholiotaceae. The record is from the annotation of a GenBank genome assembly.